Molecule: messenger RNA, 1878 nt
Organism: Haliotis rufescens (red abalone)
Lineage: Eukaryota; Metazoa; Mollusca; Gastropoda; Lepetellida; Haliotidae
Product: cation-dependent mannose-6-phosphate receptor-like
Exons: 7
Coding region: 36-764 (242 amino acids)
Cellular component (GO): trans-Golgi network
Source: RefSeq, a predicted model, not a curated record
CAUUGUAGUUUAAAAGGACACGCCGCUUGACGAAUAUGUCUAUUGUGCUUCUACUGUCAGUGUUGUGUAGCGUCUUCCUACCUGUGUGUAAUUCAGCCGAACUAUGUCAAAAGAUUACGUCCUGCUCAUGUCGGGAUUCAAAAGGAUUGAUCGACCUCACACCCCUUGCAAAGACCGACGGUACGGCCGCAUUCACUGACCUGUUGGACCCCAAGGGGUACUUCAAGUAUUCCUGGAAUCCGUGUAAUCCAUUCACCGAGGGCACCUGCAUCGGAGUCGCGGGCUGUCAGCAAGACACGAAUACUGGAGACUUCGCCAGUGUGGGCAAGCAGGACAAAGCACAGUUUAUAAAUGACGUGACAGAUGGGCUACAGAUACAGUACACAGAUGGAGCGAAAACGCUCUACGUGACGUUGAAGUGUGAUAAAAAAGUGACCGGUAAACUUGACGUGACGGGGGAAAAACCGGCCAGGAGCCAGCAAUAUUACUUAACGCUUCACAGUAAACACGCCUGUCCAGGGAGCGGAGGGGGAGAGGGGUCGGGUCCUGUUUCAAUAGGAACCGUCGUCGUUAUUGCAAUUUCAGGUUGUGUGAUCCUGUACAUCGUCGGAGGGGUAAUCUUCCAGAAGUUUGUACGGAAGGCAUCGGGAGCUGAACUACUUCCUAACUACAGCUUCUGGUACUCCGUGUUCGGAGCCAUACAUACAGGGUUGCUGUUCGUGUUUCGGUGCGGCAAGGGAAACAAAGUCUACUCUGAAAUAUGACGGCAAUCGGACUGGUCCGUGUCAUGAUUACUCAGGGAACAGGCGCUUCACACUGACUCCAACCAGCAUAAUGUUUCCUGGCAAUGUAAUACCAACAAUGAUGACGUCACAUAAUGCUAAUAAUAAUAAUAAUAAUAAUGAUGAUGAUUAUGAUGAUGAUGAUGAUUAUGAUGAUGAUGAUAAUCAAAGACAGCCGAGUGUACAGCUAAUUAAACAGCACUGGACUGCACCAAAAUUCUUCAUUGGAAACAGUACUUUUUUUUGUGUCUUCCCGGGGAUGGGGUCUCUUAGGUGCAUCAGAACCUCAUGUGUGAGUUCGAAUCCCAGAUUCGCCGUGAUUAUGUUUCUAGGUUUGUAAGCACCUAAGUCGUUAGUGUCUAAGACCUGUAUCACAUCGAGCUGAUAAAACGAAAAAACGGUUUAAUAUAAAGCGGUGGUAAACCAGCCCAUCCACUCACUAAUCUGUCGCUGCUGGUGUACAAUAAAAAGUACCCCUGAAAUCAAAAGUGUAUCUUCUAGCCAAACGGUCUUGAUUAACAGCUCAUGCUAUCAACCACUGGCCGGGGUUCAAUGUCCUAGAAUGAAUAUUACUGUUCACUCACUCACUCACACACUCACUCACUCACUCACCGCAAUGUACACUGGUGUUUAAAGAGCAGGGAAAGCCAAGGUAGGUGUGUGUGUGGAUGAACACUGAUUUUCUCUCGCAUAUUUAUCUGUAAACACAGUCUGUGGUCGCAAAAUGUGGUAACCAUGACAACAGGAUUGUGAAGUCUUUAUUACUGAUAUUUACAGAGGUGUAUCUGCAGACACGUCGUUUCUAAUACUCCCACUGAUUAUCGUUACAACUAGAAACACUUGCACGUGCACAUUAACAAAAUGGUAUCCAUGGAAAUGUUUAGCUGCACGGGGUCACAUGUACGGGGGUUCCGACGACAGUGGAAUUGACCGAUUAACGGGUUUCCUGAUUAAUGGAUUAUGGGUACGUAUUUAAUGGCUUUUUUUACUUCUAUAUCAGUCUUAUAUGAUCUUUGGAUGAUUAUGGAAAAACACCAUGGGCACUGUGUCAUAUGAGAAAUAUUUUCUAUGCAUUUUGUUUUCGUGUUCGUGUUCG